Molecule: messenger RNA, 4113 nt
Organism: Leptinotarsa decemlineata (Colorado potato beetle)
Lineage: Eukaryota; Metazoa; Arthropoda; Insecta; Coleoptera; Chrysomelidae
Biological process (GO): organelle organization
Cellular component (GO): cytoplasm
Source: RefSeq, a predicted model, not a curated record
UAGCAGAGCAAAGCAGAGUUAAGGGUGAUACUGUGACCUAACCUAAAUUAUAAAUGACAAAUGUUUGUUUUUAGAUGAAUUUUUGGAAAUAUUUUUCAAUAUUUGGCUUUUGUUGGAGAAAAAUGUUACUUUAAUUGUGUUUCACAAUUUUGUCAUAAAAUAUCUGGCCAACAUUUGGCCCAAAACAGAAAUGUUCGACGAUAAUCCCGAUUAAAAAUUUCGAUUUUUAUACUUGAUAUGUUAAAUCAAUACUGGCAUGUUGACUAUUCUAUUUAAAUCAAACCUCUCCUGUAUUUAGAAACACACCCUGAAAUUACGUCAACUAUUUGGGGACCAGUUUCAUUCUUUUGAUAUAGGAGGAUUAUCAUUAGUGCAUUAAAUUUGAAAAUCCUGUAUUCAUUAUGGUACGGGUAAUAUCUGUCCACCACUUUGCUAAUCAAAACAUCCAAGUUCUUGAACAACCUACAGCUUGUACAAUUGCCCCACCAAAUCGUCUACUGUCUGCUCUGCUGAGUAACUGUGUCGAAGUUAGAGAUCUAAGUAAUGAAUCGGAAGUCAUGUUUUCUUUCCCUACGGUGGAUGAAGUUAUUCAGAUUGUACAUUGUUUGAACGGUGAUUAUGUGGCUACUCUUGAGACAAAAUUUAAUCGUCAGAACAAAGAAAUCAAUUUUGUACGAAUUUAUAUCAAUUGGGACAGUGUAGCAACUUUGCAACAAUCAAAAAUGACCAGUAGCGGUAUUAGCCUGGGGUCUUCCGAAUGUGGCAUGGUUCAGCCAAUGAGAGCAAGAAUUGCAGGCAGAGUGACCCCAACCACUAAUCAGUCUGAAUUAGGAAGCCUUGAGAUGGUUGAAAUACCUGUGAAACGAAAUCCAAAAUUUAUUGAUUGUUGUCAGACUUCUGGUAAUCUUUUGAUUCUUUCAAAUACAGUCAUCAAUUUGUACUCAUUUCAAAUCAAAACUCAUGAUAUAUCAAAGAUGAGAUUUAUUGAUUUUGAAGAACUACCUCUUCUCAUAGAACUAUCAUUCAGCCCCUUUCAUAUUGCUUUUUGUGAAAACUACAUAGCCUGUAUGAAUAAGGACACUUUACAUUUCUUCAAAAUAAUAGAACACCAGGGACAAGAUAAUGAAGAACUGAACAGCAGUAAUGAAACUGAAUUCAAUUUUAUUCAUUCCAUUGACGGACCAAUAGAUUAUAAAAAAAUAUUGACAGAGGAAAAACUGAAUUCCAGUCGUGACAAAGUAACUGUUAAUCUUCCUACAAUAGUAAAAGAAAAUAGUUUGAUUCACAAAAGUAGCCCAUUCACUUAUAGCGAUAAGGAUGUUAAAUCCACAAUCAGGCUGAGUUCACCUUUGGAAAAUAAGUUCCAGAAUUAUAAAAUUGAAAAUUUAAUACAACUAAAACUUAUUCCAAUACUGAUUGAAAGUGCACAGAGACAGGUGACGGAAGAAUUUAAAAGCAUGAUAUUGAAACCUUUAUAUAUCGACCAAAGUUUGAACAGAACAACUGAAAAAUCUACCAAUCAUGUAUUAAGAAGCAACUUUAGUAAAUGUCUGAACAGCGUCUUGUGCAUUAUUGCAACUCAGCAAGAAGGAUACUUGUACCAUUUUGAUGAUAUUGAACCUUGUAUCGAUAGAGAUAAUUGUCUGGCAAUAUAUCCAUUCACAGCCCCUGUAUUCAAGUUAGUUAUGGAAGAUCAUUUUCUACAUGCUCUCACUGAAACAGGAUUAGAAUCGUAUACAUUGAGAUAUGGUCAUCAGAUGUGCAGAAAUUUCGAUACUGUGGAUGAUAUCAAUGUGGCUUGCCCUUCCAUAACCGACUCUAUUUGCCUGGUGGGCCUGAGACCAUUCUUGGGUGUAGAACAAAUUUUAUUAUCUGAAAAUUAUAUGGUUCUUUUAGCAAAUUCUGAAACCUCACCUGCUCAUUCAGCCAGCUCAAAUAGUAGUUCAAAUGUGUCAUUCCUGACUUUGUACAACCUGGAGUUGCCCUCUCCAAAGAUGGUGUUCAAUGACAUUUCAAUUGUGGCGAAUGUUCAUAGAUUUACGUCAGUUCAGACAUAUUGUCAGUUGAUGAGUGAGGCUCAUAUGGUGUUACGAAUGGUUUUACUCCUUAAAAAAUGGACAAUGAGCGAUGAAAAUGUGAGAUUGAUUUUACCGAGCAAUACCAAAAAUGAUGAUGUGAUAGAAACUUAUAGAAUAUCAUGUGCUCUUUUAGGAGAUCAUUAUAUAAUGUGUAAUAAUGAAGAUGAAUACAGUCUUGCUAUUCCCUAUUAUAAAAUGGCCAGAAUCUUACCUAUCGAGGUUUUAAAAAGAGUGAAAAAAAUACAAGAACAAUCGGGAAACCAGUCUACAAAAGGUUUGAUGCAUUAUUUGAAGAAAAUUUUGUUGGAAGUUAAAGUAGGUUCUGAUGCCGACAAAAUAUUUGGUACAAACUCUAAAGAAAAUUUAUCUGAAUCGAUUUUGGAUUUACUGGAAAACCACUGUUAUCGAGAUCUGCCGAAUUUGAUAUUGAAAAGUAAAAUAAUUAGGGAAUAUUCAACUGAUAAGUUGAUUUCCAUUCUAACUGAGAAACUUUCAGAAGAUUUUCCAAAAAUAGUUGAAAAGCAUUUAGCGUUAACAAUUUUAUACAUACAGAAAUGUAAUAUGAAUAAAGCGCGGGAGUAUUUAGAAAAAAUAUCCAAAGAUUGUAUUUAUAACCUCGUUCUGGAGAACUACGACCUUCUUUUUGAAACAACAUAUUCUGUGAAGAAUCGAAACAAGGGUGUAAUGACUUUUUCCGAACUGACUAUUUUGCUUAUAAGUGUCUGCCCAGAGUUAUUGUCCUCUAUUUUCGUUUCUCUAAUGAUCAACAAAAAAGUUAUCAAUCUGAAUAGAAUCAUCAAGGUAUUUCUGGAAUAUCUUCCAUCCAGCAUUAGCAAUGACAGCAAUUCAGCAAGCUUGGUCCUUCAAAAAACACUAGAAACAUAUUUUGAACAGUAUUUUUCGAAGCCUGAAAACAUUGAUUUGAGUAAAAUUAUAUAUGAGAGAGGGGCAUGUGAAGCCAUGAAACUUUUGGUGAGAUCAUACUUAUCGCAAUUACAAAUCCUUCAGUUGCGUGAAGAAAGCAUGAAAAAAGAGGGGAACAGUUUUAGCCACAAUAACAAAGAAGAUAAAGAUGUAUUCGAAGAUGGAAAUGAUGAUAAUAAUAAGGACCGACAUCAAGAAAAACUAGGGUAUAAUCGAAUAAACCAAACGUACUUCGAAGAACAGAUCAAGAAACAUGAAGGUUCAUAUUUAUUCUCUAGUCUUCGGUAUGAAUAUUUAGACAAAAUGCAACCAUUCCAAUUGGAAAUAUGCUCAAAGCUUUACGAAGCUUGUAUUGAUAACUAUCCUGUCACAGCACAGUGUUCAGCAAAUGAAGAGGCUGAUCUUAUAUUGAAAAAGUUACAGGCUCUGUUGUGCAGCCAAGUUGUUCCAAAACAAGUUAUUACAGAGGUGAAUGGUUACCUUUCUGUCAAUGAAAAUUUGAGAGGCAACGAAAGUUUGCAGUCAAUUAUUAUGGGUACCAACGAUGCUAUUUUAUUACUUAUUGAUGCGUGUCCACAGUGCCUCCUUCAGUUUGGAAAGGACCGUUUCAGUAGAACAGAUGAAUGGAAACUUUUGAUAGCAACUGUACAGAGAAGAAUCUUGAAGUUAUCUCAGAAUGUGAACCUGAAAAGAGUGUGUUUUUUCCAUAAGAAGAUUCUUAAAGAUAUUUUGACCUAUGUAGCUUCAAAUAUGACACUUGAUCAACUUGUUCAAGUCUUUCCUCAACGAUUUAGUGUGAAUAAUCAAGAUAACACUAGUGACAUAUCACUACCUAUUGAUCGUCACAUUACGACUGAAACAACUUGCACCGAGGAUGAUUUGGAUCUUCUGAAAGAAAUUCAAAACUAUGAGCCGUACGUUAUCAUAUGCAAAGAAACGAUGCAUGCUAAUCAAAUAAACAAGCUAAUAAUUACAACUGGACAGCAAUUGUUAUGUUCUUUGAACCUGUAAAAUGAUUAUCUUAGUGUCGGUUCAGAAAGUGUUUUCACUUAGUUAAUUGACUUUAUUUAUUCAUUACACGACCUCAGAUUUAAUACAUAACAUAUAUAUG